UAUAAGGUAUGGAAGAUGUGGCCUGCUGACUGCUGUGUUCCAUAGGUAUUCAGACUCAGCUGCUGAGGUUUUUUACAGUGGAAAGAAAAUAAAUUUUGUCACUGCUGAAGGACCUACAGGCUUGCAAAAUCUUGCAGCGAAUCCCCAAGAGGAGACUGUUCAUUGGAAAGUGGAGAGUGUGUGCAGGAUGGGAGAGCAGCACACGUUCAAGCUUUGCCAGUUGCUGCAGAAACAUUAGAAAGAUUUCAACUAGAAGGAAGCUUUAAUAAAUCAAGGAGAGAACCAUGCUCUCAGCAGAAGUGACUGAAAUGCGCUUUCUGGGAUAAAAGCCACUGGUGGACUGGUACAUAUUAUCAUAGAAUACUUAUAAAUGAACCUGGUUGUGACAUUGUAUCUGCGUGUGCACAGUGUGUGAAGAGGACAGAGUAUUAACUAGGAUGUCAACGGAGUCAGAAAUUCAACAGGUUGUCAGGGCCGGCACGAGAAAGGAAUCCAAAAAGAAAGGUCAGGAUCGGAGUGAAGCUGGUCUGAUAAAACGGUUUAAAGGAGAUGGAUUCCGGUAUAGGGCAAAACUAAUUGGUGUGGAUGAGGUUUCAGCUGCAAGGGGAGAUAAACUCUGCCAGGACUCAAUGAUGAAACUAAAGGGAAUUGCAGCUGCAGCACGGUCAAAAGGGGAACAUAAACAGAGAAUCUUUCUGACCAUUUCAUUUGGAGGAAUAAAAAUCUUUGAUGAAAAGACAGGAGCUAUGCAGCAUCACCAUGCAGUUCAUGAAGUAUCAUACAUUGCCAAGGACAUCACUGAUCACCGCGCCUUUGGUUAUAUUUGUGGCAAAGAAGGGAAUCACCGCUUCGUGGCAAUAAAGACAUCCCAAGCAGCUGAACCUGUAAUUCUUGACCUACGUGAUCUCUUUCAACUCAUCUAUGAACUGAAACUUCGAGAAGAGAAGGAGAAAAUGGCACAAAAGGACAAACAAUGUGAGCAAGCAGUCUAUCAGACAAUUUUGGAGGAAGAUGUGGAAGAUCCUGUCUAUCAGUACAUUGUAUUUGAGGCUGGACAUGAACCAAUCCGUGAAACAGAGGAGAGCAUUUACCAGGUGCCAACAAGUCAGCAGAAGGAGGGUGUCUAUGAUGUGCCAAAAAGCCAACCAACAAUUCAUCAGUUGGACCUCUUUGGUGAUAUGUCUACACCCCCUGACAUUACAUCACUUGGGACCCCAGCAUCACCUGCAAAUGCCCUUGGAUCAGACACAUUUGCCUCUGGAGUUCUAAGUGCCCAGCCGACAGGAAGACCUGACUUGUUUGGAUCUGUUCCUUUCAACACUGCUGGUGUGCCCACAGGAUAUGUCACGAUGGGAGCAGUGCCACCUGCAGUCUGGGCGCAACAAUCAAGUGCUCAAAAUAUCAUCAACCCUUUGUUAGCUGGAGUCCAGUCAACAGCAUGGGGCCAACCUACCUUAUUUGCUGUUCAGCAGCAGUGGGCUCCUGUUGGAAGCCCAUUCCAGCCUACUGUUUUCAUGUCAGCACAAACUCCUAUGCCACUACAAACUGCCAUGUUUAAAGCAGCCUUAUCUGCUGGUCAACCAACAAUUGCCAGUCAUCAAGAAGAGAAGCCAAAACAGAAAAUGGGGAAGGAGAUGUUUAAAGAAUUCCAAAUGGUCAAACCCCCAGUAGUGCCAUCAAGAAGAAACGAACAGCCAUCACUCUCGUGCACCUCAGAGGCCUUCACAAGCUAUUUUAACAAAGUUGGGAUGGCACAGGAAAUGGAUGAUGCUGAUGACUUUGAUAUCUCUCAGUUAAAUCUAACUCCAGCAACCUCCAAUUCCACACCAUCAUCAACCAAUUCACCUCCAACUUCAUCUCCACAUCAGCACACACCUGAGGCAUCUUGUCAGCACACACCUGCGACAUCUCCUCCUCAGAGCACGCCAGCUGCUUCUCCCCUUCAGACCUCUCCCACUACUUCUUGUCACCAGAAUAUUCCAUCCAGGUCACUAACUGAGAAUCCGAGUGAGCCUACUUCCGGUGGCCAAUUGGGGGAUGAGUUGGACAACCAAACCAACAGCAAGUUGCAAGUAGCUAUUGUUAGUUGUGAGACAUCUGCAAACAACGAUGUAGUUGGUGAUUGUCUUGAUGAUUCUUUAACCCCACAGGUCGGUAGUUAGAUAGCAGAUUUUGGGGCAGAAGAGCCUCUCUAUGCCCAGAUAAAGAAGAUCAAGAAAUAACCAGCUGGAGCUAUGAGUGUGUUGCAGGAAAACCUUGAACCAUUCUCCAUUGGAUCAGCGUGCAAAACAAAAUCAAUCAGCCUGACCUGCACCUCCCUCAAAGCCAUUCUGUUUUAUCAGAGAAACAAAAUGAUGAAGGAUUACUGUGACAGAUGCUGUUUAAGGAAUUAACUACUGAUUGCACCAAGGUGAAGAGAACUGUACUCUGUAUCUGGAGGAUUGAUUGAUCAGUUUGUUGCAGAUGUGGAACUAACCAACAAGGCAGUCACAUUCUGCUAGAAAUAAUUUCUUACGUAAGAAACAGAGUAUUUGAAUCUUCUAGAAAUUACACUAUUUGUCAUCUAAGGUCCAAGAGCUCGCUGCUGAAUCACUAUGCAGAUGUCAACCUCUCUUCUAUGUUCUUUUAUGGAAAGUACAUUCAACAUUCCCCCUCAGAUCAGAGAAAAAAAAACUUUUUCAGGAAGCAACAAAAUCAAACUUAAUUUAUAACAGGACAUUGAUAGCAUGAAUUUGCUACUAUGUAUGAAUUCUGACAUUUUCAAAUCAGACAAAACUCUUAUCACUUUUUGUACAAUAUGAAAAGAAAAAUCAAAACACAAAUUUUAUUUUAUAAAAAAAUCUGCGGUUCUUGCUGUUCAACUGAACACUUUGAAUGUGUUUUAGAUAAAGUGGCUUUAAGAAGUUUGAUUGAGGAUUUGUCAUCUUUUUCGUUUUUGUAAAUAUCGAUGUUCAAAACAAUCUUUUAAUUUAGUUUGUUUUCUCUGCAUUUACAGAAUCUAAAUUUUUGAACGAGAUUGAAAUUAAAGGGAUAUGACUGACUAUGUUUCUGCAUAUUUUAACUUACCUCAGCUCACACUUU
Molecule: messenger RNA, 3081 nt
Organism: Chiloscyllium plagiosum (whitespotted bambooshark)
Lineage: Eukaryota; Metazoa; Chordata; Chondrichthyes; Orectolobiformes; Hemiscylliidae
Source: RefSeq, a predicted model, not a curated record